ACAUGGAGAAAUUCCGCAAAGCACAUGAUAAGGAUAUACUGGUUCUAUGGCACAUCCCAUACAAAAUCAGUGUGAUUCUACAAACUUUAGUCUGCGAGGGCCGUACAGACUCUGUAGGAUAGCCUUGUCAUUUCAGAGAGGAAAUUCUGUUGCCCAGAGAGGUGAACUGAUGGCCCAACUGAGUGGCAGAGCUGGGAACAAAAGUGAAGUCCUUUGAUUCCUGACUUUCUCUGCUUUCACUUUUACUGUAGGGCUCCUCUGCCCCCCUCCCAAUACUGUGAGUGCAUCCCUCAUCUAUCAGUUAAGUAAAUGGUACUUGGUUUUUUUGUUUUUAUGGCCGCACCCAUAGCGUAUGAAGGUUCCGGGGUCAAGGAUUGAAUCCAAGCCGUAGCUAUGACUUAUGCCUCAGCUGCUGUGGCAGCUCUGGAUCCUUUAAUUCACUGUGCCGGGCCAGGGAUCGAACUCUUGCCACUUCAGUGACCCAAGCUGCUGCAGUCACAUUCCUAACCCACCAUGCCACAGGGGGGACUCCAUAAAUGGUAUAUGUUGAUCGCAUAUAUGUGCCUGGCUCUGACCAAGGACCCUAUGACUUAUAAUGUAUCAUGAAAUACCUCUCCAUCCUGGAGGUGCCAGCUGGGGAAAGACAUUCCCUCCAAACACUUGUGUAAUGUACACUAAGCAGGCUUCCUUCCAGAGGCAAGAAACACUUGAAAGAGUUGGGUCCCAGAUCAGAUGAGAAUCUAUUCACAUUCAGGAUAUUCUCUUACAGAGAAAUUCCUCCUACUAGUUAACAUAUUUCACAAAUUCAAGACCUUCAGUGAAACCAAAGCUCUGCUGGGUAUUUAAAAAUAUUCUUUAUGAUUGUGUUUGCCUAACUUCUUUCUUGUCUAACUUCUAUUUCUAUAUUAUCCUAAGAAUACUUGUAACUCAUAUAUAUUUUUUCACUCCCUGCUCUAUUUGGGGUGUCAGAAAGGACAAAGGGCAGGUGUCAGUGGGUACCCCACUAGCCAUCGGUGCAACAUCAGAGAAAUCUCCCAGCCCUGCUAAGUCCCCCAAAUGCAUCUGAAACUAUGGAUAAAACUCUUUGUUUUGCCUCCCUCACAGGUUUGUUGUAAAGAUCAAGCAAAACAUGUAUGUGAAACUGCCCUGAACAGUAUAAAGCAGCAAUCAAAUGUAAAGCAUUAAACUCUUUGCCCUUUUCCCUUGCUUCUCUAAGUGAUCUUUGGUGUUUUGCUUGUGCCUGCUGUCAGAAAGUACUUAAAAUGGGGUCACUGCCUCUAAGCACAUUGGAGCAAGUGCUGCCAGCCCUUUUUCUUUAAAAAUAAGGAAGUGGUCCUGUCCUUGGAGCAGGUAAUAGAAAACGUUUGCUAUGUGGCAUCUCCUCUGCUCAGGUUCACCUUGCCGAUGUGCACAGAAAUUACAAUUCACUUCUGUUCCAUUCAGGAACCGAGGGACGCCCAGAGAACCCCAUUGAACUGAACCUACCUGUAGCAUUCAGGUGCCCUCCGUAUUGUUUUCCUCACCUGUAAUAUUGGGGUAAUAGGUCUCCACCUCACAGGGUUUUUGUAAAGAUGAAAUGAGUUAACUAUGUAACCAAGCCUGGAACAAAAUAAAUGUUUGAUAAGUGUUAGCCAGGGUUGUUUUGUUUGUUUGUUUGCUUGUUUGUUUAUUUGAAUUGAGCAUGCACUUGGGCUCCGAACGGUGCUACCCUCUUGAGAUACACAGAAAACUUUCUGCUCCUGCAGGGGCUACAGUUCCAUUACCGGAGGCUGAGGUUAGGAAGCGUAGCGAGUUAAUAUUUUCCCCAGACAAUUUGCUCCCCUAAGAAUGCCCCCUUAGCUGACUUUCUGCACAGUAUUAUUCUGAGAGCCCCUCUAGUUUCUACUAGGAGUCUGAUUCAAGCUCUGGCCUUGUAUCCCAUGGCAUCUGCAUAUCCCAUCGGUGAGCGGGUUUCGAACUGAAAAGGCGAAUGGGUUCGGAGCCUAACAGAAGUUGGGAACCUGUGGGAAACCCGGGUGAAGGAGAAGGGUUUUCUGUAGCUCGGAGCCGCAGGGUCCCACAGCCACGAGUGGCAAAUAGCUUCUUGGCUUUUCCCGCAGCCCGAGUGAGGUUUGCGGUGCUUUUACCUCUCGCAGUGGUGGAAUAGCUGCCGGGAACCGGUGUGCCAGCGCCGCAGCCCAGGUGGCGCAGAGGGGGCGCGGGACAGCCGGCGGAGGGGUCAGCGCGCCCGGUGGUUGCAGCUACACGUGGAGGGGAGGAAAGUUUGCAUGCCCGGGAGGUCGAAGCGGCUGAGGGGCGCACCCGGCGGUGGCCGUGAGGUGGGCCGCGCCGCCAGGCUGGGAAGGGAGCACCGCGGGCCCUCCACGGGACGCGCUCCCAGCCCCCUCCCUGCGCACCCCACCCCUUCCCUCUGCCGCGCAAGCAGCGCCGCGGCCCCCGUCAGAAGCGGCCGGAUCCGCCCCAGCCAAGCAGGGCCCGACUCGCACCCAGGACCCUGGGCCUCCGCCUUCCCUCUAGCCUGGGAGAAGCAUCCGGCCCUCCCCUCCUCCCGAGGAGCGACUCGGGCGGGCAGGACGUCCCGAGAAGGCCGCCCGCCCGCGGCCACGUCCCGGCCCGGCCCGAGCGCGCCGAGGAGCGGAGCCAGGGGCCGGCGCUCGCUCCGGCUCCCUCCCGGGCGCGCCGGAGCCGGGGGCGGCUGCUCCGGCUGCAGCCUCGAGGGCCUACGCCUCCCCCGGCCCAAGCUUCCCGCGGCUCCCGGCAACUUCAUUCGUCUCCUGCCACGGGGAGCAAGCUCGCCCAUCAGAGUGCGGCGGCUGCGGGCGCCGAGUCCCAGACGGCACCGACGCCAAAAGCGUCGUUUCCUCUCAUCUACCAGGUUCUCACAGCCCGGCCCGAACAUGCUGGACGGCUUGAAGAUGGAGGAGAACUUCCAAAGUGCCAUCGAGACGUCGGCCUCUUUUUCCUCGCUGCUGGGCAGAGCUGUGAGCCCCAAGUCUGUCUGCGAGGGCUGUCAACGGGUCAUCUCGGACAGGUUUCUGCUGCGGCUCAACGACAGCUUCUGGCAUGAGCAGUGCGUUCAGUGUGCCUCCUGCAAAGAGCCCCUGGAGACCACCUGCUUCUACCGGGACAAGAAGCUCUACUGCAAGUAUGACUAUGAGAAGCUGUUUGCUGUCAAAUGUGGGGGCUGCUUUGAGGCCAUUGCACCCAACGAGUUUGUUAUGCGGGCCCAGAAGAGUGUGUACCACCUGAGCUGCUUCUGUUGCUGUGUCUGUGAGCGGCAGCUGCAGAAGGGUGAUGAGUUUGUCCUGAAGGAGGGGCAGCUGCUCUGCAAAGGGGACUAUGAGAAGGAGCGGGAGCUGCUCAGCCUGGUGAGCCCGGCAGCAUCAGACUCAGGCAAAAGUGAUGAUGAAGAAAGUCUUUGCAAGUCAGCCCAUGGGGCAGGGAAAGGAGCCCCUGAGGAUGGCAAGGACCAUAAGCGCCCCAAACGUCCCAGAACCAUCUUGACAACCCAACAGAGGAGAGCAUUCAAGGCUUCUUUUGAAGUAUCCUCCAAGCCAUGCAGGAAGGUGAGGGAGACCCUGGCUGCAGAGACAGGGCUGAGCGUCCGUGUUGUUCAGGUGUGGUUCCAGAACCAGAGAGCUAAGAUGAAGAAGCUGGCUCGACGGCAGCAACAGCAGCAACAAGAUCAGCAGAACACACAGAGGCUGAAUUCUGCUCAGACAAAUGGUGGCGGGAGCGUUGGGAUGGAAGGGAUCAUGAACCCCUACACGGCUCUGCCUACCCCACAGCAGCUCCUGGCCAUUGAGCAGAGCGUCUACAACUCAGAUCCCUUCCGACAGGGUCUCACCCCGCCCCAGAUGCCUGGAGACCACAUGCACCCCUAUGGUGCUGAGCCCCUUUUCCAUGACCUGGAUAGUGAUGACACCUCCCUCAGUAACCUGGGUGACUGUUUCCUAGCAACGUCGGAAGCUGGGCCCCUGCAGUCCAGAGUGGGAAACCCCAUUGACCACCUGUACUCCAUGCAGAAUUCUUACUUCACCUCUUGAGCCCUCCCCUGGAGUUCUGUGGCUGGGCUCCUGGUCUGGAACAGCCUUAUUCUAUGAGGGGUUGGCCAGCUCUAGGUGGGGAGGCCAGGGAAGAGGUGGGUCGGGGAGGGAGUUUUGUUGGGGAUGCUGUUGUACAAUGAUAUGGUGUAGCUUGGCAUUUCCAAAGACCGAAUACAUUACGGAUUGCAUAGUUUAAUGUUUCUAAUAAGAGUCUUAGUGUUAGGUCUGAAGAUGUGUUUAUCUUUAAGGACAGGGACUUUUAAUAUAGGCAUUCUCAUGCAAACUAGAUACCUAGAGACCCCUAACAACUUCCCACCUUUUGAGGGGAAGCUCCUGUCUAGAGGUGCAAACAUCCACCCGUCCACACACCCAUAGACAGACAGACAGAUAGCUAGAUGUGUGUGUGAGUGUGUACCCUUCCAUACUGUAUCAUCAAAGUUUAUUCCUAAUUAUAACAGACACCAACUGUACAGCAAAAAGUAACUUUAUUUUCAGUGUGAACUAUAUUUAAGGAAAUGCUUGAUGCACUUAAGUUAUAAAAUGAGAUAAUUUACUUUUAUAAACUUUAUUUUUAGUUUGAAGAGACUUGUGGGCAGGGCAGAGAGCGCUGCUCCACUGAGACCCAUAGCUUUGAGUGCUUGAGUUAAUUCUGUUUUCAGAGAGUGUCACUGAGGACUGGAAAGGAACUCGGUGUGGCUGACAGUUUUCACUGGUGGAUUCUUGCUCUUUGAGGUUGAAUCACUGGUCUUUGGGUGGGUCAGAGCAAUUCCUGGUCACAUCCUUAGAAAAUUUAAAGCCUAGACCCUUCGGCUUUUUUGGAAAUUUGGACACGUGGCCGUUAGGCAGCAGUGGGAAGGUCAGUUCUGCUCUUGAACUUCAGCAUCUGCAAGGGUGGGAUGAGGCUGAUAGUAUGUACCUACCUCACUGGGGACACUGAGGCUUAAUUCACCCCCAGGACACAUGAGCAGGGCUGAGACUAAUAUCUGAUAUUUGCUUAAAAUACAACCAGACCAGUCUCUUGGCAAAGGUCUGCAGAGACUUACGUGGGGCUGUAGAGCAGGAACCUGAGGGCAACCCUGCCUGCCCUGGUCCCUUCUGCAAAGCCUGGGCUGCAGGUAGCAGCUCAAGGCAGCUUGGGAAGAUGCCAGAGGCCUUCAGCGGGGAGGAGGCUGUGACUGAUGGGUUGAAGAGGGCAUGAUCAUGGUCAUGUUCUAAACCAGGGAUUAGUAAACUACAGCCUGCAGGCCUAUGUGUUAUGGCCUGCCCUCUACAAAGG
Sus scrofa (pig) is the source of this 5322-nucleotide messenger RNA. RefSeq names its product LIM homeobox transcription factor 1 alpha (gene LMX1A). Gene Ontology annotation, biological process: regulation of transcription by RNA polymerase II; neuron differentiation. Gene Ontology annotation, cellular component: nucleus. The record is from RefSeq and is a predicted model, not a curated record. Gene Ontology annotation, molecular function: DNA-binding transcription factor activity, RNA polymerase II-specific; RNA polymerase II transcription regulatory region sequence-specific DNA binding. Lineage: Eukaryota; Metazoa; Chordata; Mammalia; Artiodactyla; Suidae.